Molecule: messenger RNA, 1276 nt
Organism: Pundamilia nyererei
Lineage: Eukaryota; Metazoa; Chordata; Actinopteri; Cichliformes; Cichlidae
Product: intercellular adhesion molecule 1-like
Exons: 2
Coding region: 89-1075 (328 amino acids)
Biological process (GO): cell-cell adhesion
Cellular component (GO): membrane
Molecular function (GO): integrin binding
Source: RefSeq, a predicted model, not a curated record
UGUUGAAAUAUCAGUUUUUUGUUUUAAAAUAUUGAGUGGCUCAUCCUUUAAGUGGAGAUUCUUCAGUCCCCUGAACUGAGUACCAGCCAUGUAUGCAUCGCUGUUUGUGCCAUAUGCCAAACUUAAGUCUACUUCUUCUCUAGGAAACCCUGCAAGUGCCUCCUGUCCAUUACAAAUUAGUCCCCCUAGAGUUGUGGUGAGACUUGAAGGCUCCUUUUCAGCCAACUGCACCUCACUAUCUGACCAGAUUGAUGGAAUGGGCUGGGAGUCUCCAUAUGGAGGAUUGGACCUUACCCAGGGUGUCACUUCUCUUCUCUUUUCAAUUGACUCUGUGCCAGUGUGGGAGUUAGAGCCAAUGUGUUAUGUAAAUCUCCAUGAUGGUGAUCAGUGUGUAAAACUGUUACCAGUCACUGUUUAUAAAAUGCCAGACAGUGUGUCAUUGAGACAGAAUUCAACUACAGUGAAAGAAGGUGAACAGUUUGCCAUACAGUGUGACAUUGUUAAUGUUGCACCAGCAAGAAAUCUCUCUGUGCUUUGGCACAAAGGAAAUAAGAUCUUAAAUUCUGAGACAUUUGAUGACUCCAGUCCAUCUCCCGUGAGUAAGUCAUCUGUCCUCACUCUGACUGCUCAUGGAGAUGAUGAUGGAGCUGAGAUCUGGUGUGAAGCAAAACUAAACUUGUGGCCAGGAGAACAAGGUCCUGCCAUGAUGCGCUCAAAGUCACAUAGUGUGACUGUACUCAGUGAGUUUUCAUCACUUGUAAUUGUAUUUUCAUUUCUUGAAGUUUUUCUCUGUUCAUCUCUGUAUUCUGAUACAUUCAUAACAUUUCUUAUUUCGUUAUACUUUUUUUAUUGUCAUAAUAUUUUGUGCUGUGAUUCUCCAUUGAGUAGUCGUCAUGGGACCACUGCUGGGAUUUUAAUUGUUUUGGUGUUUGUUUUAGGGAUGUGUAGUUUGUUGUGUUUGUAUAUAACACUGGAGACAAUGGCUCGUUUUAGGCACACUUUAAUGUCCAUCAAACUGUUUACGUCACACUCACUUCACUUCUCUCUCCUCCUCAUUGUACCCGUUACACAGUAGCACCUUUGGCCCAAAGGAGUGAUGGCAACCACAGAGCACACAACACCCAGAUUCAGUCCACACAAGAUAGUUUAUUACAGACAGAGCAGAAAGACUGAGAAGAUGAGCUGAGAGCGACAAUGUUAACACAUUUCCCAUCUCCCACAGGGGCUCGAACAACCUUCGAGUCAUGCUGGCAAUAGGUGUGGCCGUUGGAGUUUU